Messenger RNA from Pectinophora gossypiella (pink bollworm), 2481 nucleotides. RefSeq lists its product as uncharacterized. NCBI's taxonomy places the organism in Eukaryota, Metazoa, Arthropoda, Insecta, Lepidoptera, Gelechiidae. The transcript is spliced from 3 exons. Bases 330 to 1019 code for a protein of 229 amino acids. The record is from RefSeq and is a predicted model, not a curated record.
UUACCUCAUUUGUAAAGUGGUGACGAUACGAACUACAUACAUCGCGUUUUCUUACGAUACACAAGCGAAUUUCGACUUAUUUAGCAGAAAUGUAGCCGCUUACCGCUCAACCGACUCGUGCGGUAAUCCCAAUAUAAAUAAACUUAGGAUUUCCAUUGAUUAUUGUUGUUUAGAAGAGUGAUUAUCGCUAGUAAUAUCUUAAUUGUUUUUCGAUGUAAAGUAGUCUUGUUAUAUCGGUAAAUUAUCUAUGUAGAGUAGCGUUGUAUGAGUAGCACAGCGUUUGUACACUUGAAUUUUGCACAAAGUCAGCAUAGUAAGGGGUUUUGAAAAUGGGUCAUCUUUUGAGGAGCGCCUACCUGCUUGGAGUGGGGGGGAAGGAUGACGAUGAAGGCAUGUCGCUGGACGAGGGCAGACAAUCACAGAGGCCAUACCGGUAUGGUAUGGUGCUGCUUUGCGCCGGCGCGCUGAUCAACUGGCUGGGCCUGGCGGAGGACUAUGCAGAGCCGGUGCGCUAUGUGGGUGUGGCCUGCAUCGUAGCAGGCGCUCUGCUCAUCUGCGCCGCCAUGUGCUGCUGGCUGCAGUCGCCCGCCAGACAACCGCACAAUGAUCGCACCUCGCCUGACACACAUCAGAUCGACGAUCCAAUCCACGUGAUAUCGAUGCCCGACGAGGAGACGAUGCAGCAAAAGCCGCCGGAUUACGACAGCGUGGCGGGCGCGCCUCCCACGUACGACGACGCCAUCAAGCUGAACCCGGCACGCCUGCUGCCGGCCACAAGCAGUGCGGCACUGGACGGCGCCGGCGUUGGCGCUGGCCUCGCUAUGCCCGGCGUCGGAGCAGGUCUCGCCAUCCCCAGCGUAGGCGCGGGCCUCACUAUCCCCGGCCAGCCCGACGAUGCUCGCGCCCCGCCGCCGCCCGCGCCCGUGCACCGCGCCCACAUACAGCCACACAUGCAGCCCCACACGCAGAUCCCCAAGACGCCUCCACCCCCCUACAGACCGCCUCACGCCAUCAGAUGAAGGCUGUCCCGGACUGUGUUACUUUAAAUCGACUGCUGUUUCAUGUGAUGAGACUUGUAAAUAGACUUAGUUUCGUAACGCGUCGCCGUCGAUCUCGACGCCGGCGCCGCCGCGGUAUUAUUAUUAUUGUACGUACAUAUCCACGCAUGGAACGAACGUUUUUGUGUAUUUAGUAGGUCGAGCUUAGGAGCGAUGCGUACUUAUGUGAUAUUAAGGAAAUUAUCAUUAGUUACUUAAUAUAUCUACUGUACAUACGAGGAGUUUUGUAAAAUAGUUUGUUAUCAUAGUCUAAGUGAACGACUUCUCUUCCAAUUAACGUGAAUCGUAUGAUCUAAAUGACUAGAGGAUAAUCGAUAAUUCAUACUUAGAAGCUGUAGUAGCACUGUGCCAUCCAUAGCAUAAAGAUCCUGUCAUGUGUUAGCACUCAUACUUAUACUUUCUACCAUUGUCAAAUGUAUACAAUAUUAAAUUGAUGGUUUGUUCUACGAGCAUUAGUCAAAUACGUCCUUUAGGUUUUUGGUUCUAGUCUACAAAUGUUUACUCAAUUAUUAGUUUCUGAGUAAACACAGGCAUGCAUAAUUAAAUUUGUAUUUGUACAUACUUAUUGUGAUUGCACAACGCAAGGUCGCUCUACGGCGAUGCUCUCACAACCGUUGCGCCAGAACGAACAUUACUUGAACGCAUGAGUGAUUGCACUUGCACUGAGUGUGUGAUUGUAUAAUUAUAUGUCUCAGAGUCACUGGGCAUACUUGACUUUGAUGGCACGACGUUAUCAACCAAGUAUUUUAAAUACAACACUAGCCGCUACCAACGUUCAGUAACCGGAAAUGUGUUUAUGUACCUCAUUUGUCUCGACAGGCCCAUUUCAGUAAUUUCGACUAAGUACUUUCUUAUAAAUGUUUGGAAUGUUGUGCAAAGAUUUUACAGUAGUGCAAAUGCAAUAACUUUUAAUCAUUUUUACGACGAUAUCAAAAUGUAAUUUUAAGAAGGAAGCUCAGUAAAUAAAUCGACUAGAUCAUACAUAGGCCUACAACGAUCAGUAGCAGUGUCUAUUAUACGAAAAAAAUAUUGUUUUUCAGCACUGCCAAUGCAAUCCUAUCGAAUAACAUGGUGACUGCAGUUGGUUUGGAGUCGCAUAUUACACAAAAAUAACAGUAAAACAUUGGCAAUUUCCACAUGUUUUGUGUACUAGGCCUAAGUGACCAUUCAAAGAGCAAUACUAGAAUAACUUACAGUUUUUCAAGCGAGAGCUUUUAAUAAAAAAGGGACCAAUAUCUACUUACGUCACCGCGUCGUGUGGCUAUCUUUGUAACAACUCGAGAGAUUGUAAAUCCAACAGCGCGUGCCUGCAAUUUGUAGUGUUUUACAAUGCUGAAGUUGUGCAUUUAUUAUUUGUACAUUGUACAAAAUAAAGGAAGAUGAGAGUGUACAUACAAAAUAAAUGUUGUUGUAAAAAUAAAAA